Diorhabda carinulata is the source of this 4817-nucleotide messenger RNA. RefSeq names its product polycystic kidney disease protein 1-like 2. Gene Ontology annotation, molecular function: calcium channel activity; calcium ion binding; protein binding. The transcript is spliced from 19 exons. The record is from RefSeq and is a predicted model, not a curated record. NCBI's taxonomy places the organism in Eukaryota, Metazoa, Arthropoda, Insecta, Coleoptera, Chrysomelidae. Gene Ontology annotation, cellular component: membrane. Gene Ontology annotation, biological process: detection of mechanical stimulus. The annotation marks the transcript as partial.
UAGAACCAGCACAAGGUGAAGCGUUGUCGACCUUAUUUCGAGUACACUGUUCACAUAAAAAAGGAGUAUACACGUUUGAGGUAUACAGUGUCACUGAAAAAUCGGAAACACUUUUGGCAAGAAGUAUAUUAUUGGGUAAUAUAGAAUUUGUCUUGAGUGCCGGUGUUCACGUUUUAGUAAAAAUGAUAGAUCCUUAUGAAUUCAAUGAUAUCCAAUUUCUCACAGUUGAUGUAACAGACACAUUAAAUCCAGAAGAAAAAUCUUUGGAUAAACAACUCACCAAGAGAUACUAUGAUAAGAAAUCGAAAUUCUCCAUUGUUAAUUUAUUAGCGAAUAAGAAAUACUAUGAGCUUAUGCAAUUGCUUAAUGUUUUUGCGGACGAAUUAGAACAACUUUCACAAAACGCUAAUUUCAAAAAAACUGCAUCGUUGUACAAAAACAAAUUAUUGACUGCACUCCAAUCGAUACCUUUAACUGAUGUAUAUCUUUGCAAACAAGCAGCAUCUAUUGCAACGAAAAUUAGCCUAGACGAAAUUGGGCAUCAGAACCCUAAUGUUGCCUGGAAAGCUACAGCUGUGUGUGUCGAUGCGGCUAAAAAAACUUUGGAUCAUUAUAAUAAAGUCCAAUUCGUUGGAAGUUUCGCAGAAGAAAUAUCCGAUACUGGCGGAUUAUUUGCUGAAUGCACUCAAGUAGGCCUAUCGACAAAUCAUGACGUACUGAAAACUAGACACAUCUUAACUACGCUAUCGACUCCUUAUCCAUUGCUGAAAAUACACGCUAUUACCGAACAUUAUCCAGAUUACUUUGACGAUGAAGGUGUUUCUAGGAAUAAAAUGAAGUUGGAACGUUCUUGUCAGAACUUGAUAAGUUUAUGUGCAUUGAGUACCGAAUUACUUGUCACUCCUCUUUCUCCAUAUCAAGACGGAAGCAUCUCCAAGUAUGAUCUCUUAGAAGUUAUAGCAAUCAAAAAAUUUGGAAAAGAUUUACAAGAUUUCUCCAUUAGUUCUUUGGGUACUGAAGUACAACCAUCGAAAGAUUUUCUAAAUUCUAAAGAAGUGGAAAUUUCUAUGUGUACUACUGAAACUAAUCCCUUUAUAUCAAUAAACAAAGAAAAAAUAGAAUCACCCAUUGCUAUUAUCCAAUUUCGUUCCAAAAAAGUGAUAACCAGCUUUCAUCAUCCAUUUACAAUUUCCUUCAAGUAUGCUGUGAAUGAUUCAAGAUACAUUACACAUAAAGGGACAACCUUAAGACAUACAGGCAAAACCAAAACUAAGGAAGAUGGAAAAUUUGAAGCAAUGACCAUGUUUCAAAUUGAUGUUAUUAGAAAUCAAAGUUAUUUCAUUGUAUUUACAGAAUUCAGUCAAUCUAUAAACAUAUAUGUAACCAAAUUUUACAAACCAACACCAGCUGAGUUCGAAGACAAAUGUACUGAAAUAACAGAAGUAGGUAAAACAAUAUUCAUUGAGAAUACUAUGGAUUAUGAUCAUUGGGAUUAUUUAACAGUUGUGCCGAGUACUGGCAAAGCCAAAGUUAAUUUCAAGUUUAGGGUAUUCACAUAUUCGUGUUCCAGCUGGCAGGUAUCCACACGAUCAUGGACGAAUGCAUGUGGGAGCUCGAACGAAUCAAACAGUGAGAAAAUUGUUUGUAAAUGCUACCAUUCAUCUGUAUUUUCGGGCAAAAUGAAGAACAAUCCAGUCAAAGAAGAACAUACAUUAUAUACACAACAUAAACUUGAAGUACAAGCUAGUUUUAUAAUUUUUUUGUCCGUUCUGGUAUUAUGGAUUUUAUAUUGCGCUUUUCUAACAUACUUAUCUUUUGUUAAAGAAAAGUAUAAGAGACAAGAUAUUUAUUUUCUGAGCGAUAUUCCAAGUUUUUAUCGGUAUGGAUAUCUUGUUAUUGUGAAAACUGGAAACACAGGCACAACAUCGAAUGUAAUGAUGAAAAUAUAUGGAACAAAUACCGAGAGCAAAGAACACGUUUUGAAUUUUCCCGAUCCCGAUAAGAAAAUUUUACGAAAAGGACAAGAAGAUUGGUUUUUCUUUGCCACACAAUACUAUUUAGGUGAUAUAAAGAAAAUUGAAAUUUGGUUUGAUUCGGUAGGAUAUAGACCAUCCUGGGAAUGUCUGGAAAUUGAAGUUGUAGAUCUUCAGUUACAGAAGAAUUGGUUAUUUGAAAUAAAUUUCAAAUUCGAUAUAAAAAAUUCUGAAAAUCAUGUUUUCACAGCUAAACCAAGGAACACAGAACGUUUGUCAAAACGCGGAAUAUUCUUGAAAAAAAUGAAAACGGGAUUUCGGGGACCACACCCAUGGAACAUUUUCUAUAAAGAAACGUCUCUGAGUAAUAUCGAGAGAUUAACCAUCAUGUUAUCAAUUUUUAUAACGAUAUAUAACAUAGUUUUGAUGUUUUACGGCCUUCCAGCUUUCAAACAAAACGAUGGCCUAGACUAUUUCUGUGAGUACCAGUUUGACGCGAAGAUAAUUUGGGCAACAGUUGCUGCAUCAAUUUUAACGUUUUUAAUCCAUUAUCCUCUAGUUUAUUUGCUAAGAUUGCGUUCAGAAAAUGGUGGAUUUCAAAAACAUCCCAAAUUACACAAGUAUCUGAUUGACGUUAGCAAUCGAAUAUGCUGGUUUAUUUUAAUAUUUAUAAUAUUAGUUUCAAUGACGAUGACUCUUUUAUUCGGAUUUUGGGUCCCACAUAUCACUAGCUUGAUGUGGCUAACUACCUCAAUUGCGAGUGUAUUAGUGUAUUCAUUUUUAUUAGAAAACCUUGCCCGAUUAAUCAAGGGAUUUUUGCAAAAAGGAAACACUCGAAUGAAAAAGAUUUUCAGUAAAAGUAAUACAAUCCUACAUUACGUUGAAGCACAACGAAAUAAUUUUUAUAAUAUGUUUGGUAGGAUAAGUCUAAGACCGUAUUUCAAAAAAGUUUACAAACCUUUAGACAAAGAAUCAGUUAAGGAACGUCAACAUUGGGAAAAACAAAAAGAAAAACUCAUCGAAACAUUCGAAGAUAUAAUUAUGAUAGGAAUAUAUGUGUUUUUGCUUUAUAUCAUUUUGGUUAGAGACAAAGAUCCCAUGGCGAAUAUCAGUAAUUUAGAAAUGCGAGAUUUGAUAAGAGGACAUCAUUCAAAUACGUAUUCUGAACAUAUUUUGAGCACAAAAGAGAUACAAAAUUAUAUACAAAAUACUCUUAUACCAUCAAUGCAAUCACCGCAAUGGUAUGACAGAUAUAUCGCGAAAGAUCCUGGUAGUUUGACAGAUAAUUCUAAUAAAUAUAUAGGCAUAGCUAGACUUAGACAAAAACGAGCAGAUAACAUAAGUUGCGCAAUACCAUCGUCCAUGAAAUUUGCAACCAACUCCUGCGUGUCGCCAUUUUCGACUGGUCCGGAAUAUAGAACUUUCAGUCAAAAGUGGGGGCAUAUAUCCGGGCUAGAUGGUUUUUCUAGAUUGGAAUUUAUUUGGGAUUAUCAAAGUGUUUUGAAAACUGGAACUUUGGGGUAUACAGGUAAAUUCGCUAGUUACUCAGGUGGAGGCUAUGUAGCGCCUUUAGGAAGAACAAUGAGAAAUUCGUACAUAAAUUUCAGAUUUUAUAAAAGAAAUGUAUGGAUAGAUGAACGUACUAGAUGUUUAUUUAUUGAAUUCCUCACCUACAGCGCAAACUCGAAUUUAUUUAAUAACGUAAAAAUAAUAUUUGAAAUAAGCCCGAGCGGUUAUAUCCUUCCUAAUUAUCGAGCUCAAACUGCCAAGUUGUUGCUGGUAGGAGAAGAAUCGAAUGCGUUCACGUUGAUAGUAUUAACUUUUUUUUCAUUAAUAGUGAUAUCACUGAGUAUAAGAUCGAUAAACGAUAUAAGAAAAAAGAAGGCAAUCGUUUUUAAAGAUUUUUGGCGCUUAGUUGACAUCGUGUUAAUAACUAUGACUCUAAUUUGUCUUUUUUUAUACCUUAAAAGAAGCCAUGAAGUAGGAGAGUUUCUAAACAGAGUUAAACAAGCUAAACAUAAUAAGUUCAUCAACUAUUUUUAUUUGUUUUACGCGGAAUCUGCUCUAACAACCUUAGCUGCUAUUUUAGUAUUUUUAGCCACAUUCAGGCUAUGGAAACUUCUUAGAUUUAUGGUUAUCAUUAAAGUUGUGGAAAAAACUUUGGAUAUUGCUGCUAAAUUUCUAUUAUGUCUAUUUAUUUUACAUCUCCAUUUAUUACUAAUAUUUGCAUCAGCUGGAUAUUUGUUAUUCGGAAACCAAUAUUACUCAUUUGAUUCUUUUCCAAAUUCAUUCAUGAAUUUAGUAUUAAUUUCAUUGGGAUUUCACAGUUUCGACUUUGAAUCCGCUGCUUCAACUUUAUUUCUCUUGUUUUAUUGCUCGUACAUGAUCAUGAGUAUAAUUUUUUUAACGGUUUAUAUAACUCUGAUUACAAUAUACUACGGGGAAGCCCAACGUUUAUACUCUGACCAACAAGAGUACAAUGUUUUAAAUUACGUAAAAGGGCAGUGCUAUUAUUAUAAAGAGCUGGCGAAAGUUAAAUUUAGAAAAUGUCGAUUGAAAGGUGGCCAAGAUGAGAAUUGGGAACGAAAGAAGCACGUUUUUCCUAAAUCUGAUGAACAUAGAUACGCUAAAUGUUUGACAUUGGAAAAAUGUAAACUUAGAGCGAUGAGGCAAAUAGCUUUAGAUUGUUUAAGAAAUUUUAAACCUAAAGCGAAGUUUACUGAAGAAGACGCGGAGCUAAUUAAAGGGACUAUUGUUCAAAUGUUCAAAACUUGUAAUGAUGAAAGCAAAGCCAUUUUCUUUUUGAGUAACUUGGUGGGAUGGAAAAUUAAAUUGAUCGAUGAU